ACAACUCCUUGUGCCGCCAAAGUUGAAAGAAAACAAUAUUAUUUAUUGUUUAAUUGAUGUAUAAACGAUGAUUUAUAGUUAAUUUCAAAUAACAAUGUCGAAAAGAUUUUUUCCUCAGCAGCCUGGUGAAAGAAAGAAGGCUAAGUUAGAUAUUACCAUAUCAGAUCACAAUUUUCCUCUUAGUCAAAAUGCAGCUGCGAAUGAUGAUUUCGAUAACUGGGGAGACGACAAUGACGACGAAAUGCUGCUCAUGGCGAGCCAGGCUUGCGAGCAGGCCUACGGCAACAACACGACCCUCCCAGACUUCAGCCUUUGUAUGCAGCCGGGUGCCACCAGCACCCAAAUGUUUCCAGAACCUGGCACUAGUAAAGAAUUCACGUUUAAAAAACCAACCGUGAACUCUCCACACCUAGCAUCUACCCAUUUAAAGGAUAAGUGUAGUAGAAUUUCCUCGCCACUACCCGGUAUGUCAUCAAAAGUAAUAUCAAAUGGAGAUACAAUGAAAUACAAUGAUGAUUUAAUCUAUAAUGACAAGGUAUAUAAAGGGCAAGAUCCGGACCAUGUUUACCGACAACUUCUCCAGUUACAAGAGGAGAAUGCUAAAUUGAAAUCGGAAAAUGGUAAAUUAAUGGACAAAUGUGUGACGAAGGAAGGUGAGGCGUCUAUUCUUCGGACGCAGCUCAAGUCUUGCCAGGUGGCUGUAGAUAAUGCUAGGAUGGAGAAGAUUAAAGCUCAAGAGAAGGUGCAGAUGGAGUGGACGGAUAAAUUAGCGGCUGUUAAUGGACAAAUGCAUGAUUUGAGGACACAGUUGGAUUUUAAGAAUUUGGAAAUAAUCAGCAUUAAGGAGAGAUGCAGGAUGCUGGAAUCCACCAAAGUGAAAUUAACUCAGGUCACUGUUCCAAACAAUGAAAUAUCCUCAAGCCACCGACACAAUAAUAUAAGCUCCAAUCACAACCUGUCUCUAACCCAGAGGAGGGUUAAGACAUCUUCUGCUGCCGCUCAGACUGACAGCAAAGCACACUUCUUGAAGAUACACAAAUCACAUAAUUCUGCAACACCAAACCUCACCAGCCUACUCCCAAUCCUCGAGCCCACAACGGAACAGCCCUCGCUACUAGACUACAACGAAAAACUCCAGACAGAUCUAGACCAGUCACAGCGCCCCUGUCGGGUCUUUAGCACUUUCCAUCGGGCACCAGCCAGCAAGGUGUUAAGACCGAAGGAUGGAAAUAUGACUAUCGGGUGUAUACAUGAGGAUUUGACUAGUAUAACUAAUGGCGAAAAUGUUGCGGAGAAAUUUAAGAAGAUCGUGAAAGCAACAUGCGCCGUACUCACACAAGUGCAACUGCAGUUAAAGGAAGUGCAGUCCCGCGCUACGACUGCGUUUCAGCGGGACAUGGACCAGCGGUACAUCGACGUUUCCGGUACAUUUGUACCGGUACCGAGGCGGAGCUUACUCUCUGGCAGAGCACUCUACAAAGAAGAGCAAGGCAUACUGGCGCGACGUAUGGUGGCCACUAUAGCGUUCCUACUCGACCGCUCAACCAAGAUAGUUCCUAAGGAACAAGUCAAAAAAAUAACUCAAAAUGUGAACAAUGGAAUUUUUCAUGUUUUAAGUGAUGUCUGCUCGUUACUGGACACCACGUGUUGCGCCACCCUGUACAACGGGCUCGUCUACUCCGCCACCCUACUACCCCUACUACCCCUCCGCACCCUCCUGAAACCCCUCAUCUCGUGCCGCCCCACGCCGGCAGUCUCCUGCCAGAUAUUGAGGGUGCUGAGGAGGACAAAUGAGGAGGUUUGUGGCGGGAGCGGGAAUAUGAGGAUGGAUUUGGAGCAGGGAGUGUUGCUUUAUAAGAAAGAUUCGUGCCACCUACACGUCCUCUUGAAGCAGAUCGAAGUGGCGCUGAAGUGUAUAGAAAAGCAGAACUUAGUCUCAGAGGCGCUCACUACGGCGCAGGACCUGCUAGGGUUCUAUAGCAACUAUAACGCUAGGCGUAACACACAGGAAAACAGGUGUGAUUGUCAACUUGUGCUGAUGCAAGUUUUGGUGUACGCCCUGAGGAUAUGCUCUCUCAUGCUGAAGGCUUGUCAGUCAUCCAAAGAUAACAAUGUGUCGUCAUCGCUUGUAUCAGUGUGUCGCGGGGGCGUGCUGGUGUUGCACGUGCUAGUGUCGCGCGACGUAGAGCUCACCUCACAACUCGGGGGCUCCGAAGGACCCGCGCUAGAAUUCAUUGAAACCAUGAGGGCUUUCAAACAAACUGAGAUGUUUGAAAACAUGUUGAUCGAGUUAGCGGGGACAUUCCAAUGCGCGGCGGAAGAUUCGCCGCCAUCUUACCACAGACAAGCUUGGAUCAAAAGCUUCGACGCCUUCUCUCUGGCCGACUGA
This is a messenger RNA of Cydia amplana, 2389 nucleotides long. RefSeq lists its product as uncharacterized. The record is from RefSeq and is a predicted model, not a curated record. Bases 95 to 2389 code for a protein of 764 amino acids. NCBI's taxonomy places the organism in Eukaryota, Metazoa, Arthropoda, Insecta, Lepidoptera, Tortricidae. Gene Ontology annotation, biological process: DNA repair; DNA damage checkpoint signaling. The transcript is spliced from 12 exons.